Messenger RNA from Arabis nemorensis, 324 nucleotides. NCBI's taxonomy places the organism in Eukaryota, Viridiplantae, Streptophyta, Magnoliopsida, Brassicales, Brassicaceae. The record is from the annotation of a GenBank genome assembly.
AUGUGUAAGGACUUCGAGUGUUCUAUAGACUUCACCAAAUCACUGUUCCGUGUCCAAGAAUCAGAUGGAACACAUGAAGAGAAGAGAAGACACCAAAGAUCGAUCACAAAGCUACGCCAAAACGCAGUCAUUGUUAUAUUCAACACUGGUCACUGGUGGGCUCACCAGACAACAUACGAAGGGUUUCAAGGAGGGAAAUUGAGUUUACGAAAGAUUAGAAGUGAAGAAGCUUACACCAAAGCUCUACUUCAUACAUGGGCUGAUUGGGUUGAUUCAAAUACCAACAGCAUGAGAACCAGAGUCUUCUUCAUUGGUUUCAGGUAA